UUUGUGUCGUAAACAGCUGAUUUUGAAUUUCUUGUAUGAUGUGUAGAGAGCAAUGUGAACAAUGUUUUCUCACCAAUAAAUUGUAAAUUCUUUUCUUGCUUUGCGGUGCGAUAUUUCACACAAGAAAAUGAUUUCUUUCAAAUGGCUUUUCGUUGAAUAUUUAAAAAGAUCUUAGUUUUUUUCACGUGACCAAUGGGUUCCAGAAUCAGGGAGAAUCCUUCUCAUGUUUUUGAAUGCUUUUGUGAAAUAGUCAUUCCCAAUGGAAGUGAAAGCAAGCCCUGGAUAAUUCAGAAAUAUCCUGAAGAUUUCAAUGAUGAGGAAAUUCUGAAGUCUGUGCCUGAAUUUUCGUGUCCUUGUGAAUUUACAAACACUGCAAUACAGCACUUUUCAUUUGUUUUGACAAGCCUAGAUAGCAAAUGGACUUUUGGUUAUUGUCGGCAUGCACCAAAUGCACCUACACUUUUGGUGUUAAUUAGCUAUUUGCCCUGGCACGAAACAUUUUACAAAAUCUUAAAUCAAAUAUCAGAUCUUGCAAAUGAUAAAGAGUCUGGCCUGCUGACAAGGUUCUUAAGUGCUUUGUAUUGUUCUUCAGUUCCUGAUCCUGGACUUAAUUUACAUGUUUCAUAUGAUAAUAAAGAGUUCAUUGUGUAUUGUCCAAAUCAUUUCAAACUUCCAAGCAUUCCUGAAAAUAGGAAUUUAACAGAAUAUUUUAAUGCUAUUGAUGCUCAUAACAUGAUGGUUAUUUUUGCAAGUAUGCUUCAUGAACGUAGAAUACUUGUAACUUCUAAGAAAUUAAGUCGCUUAAGUGCUUGUGUUCAGGCUGCAAAUACUCUUAUAUAUCCAAUGCAUUGGCAACACAUUUUUAUUCCAAUGCUUCCUAAGCAUUUGAUUGACUAUUUAAGUGCACCGAUGCCUUUCUUGAUAGGGGUUCCUUCCGUAACAAUGAUGCAAUUCAGACAGAGUGAACUGAGCGAAGUAGUGAUGUUAGAUGCUGACAAUAAUCGUGUGAGGACUCCAUUCAAAGACUUAGAAACUUUGCCACCAGAAAUAGUAUCUUCAUUGAAAAGAAAUCUUAAGAAUCCAAAUUUGAUGUUGGGAGAUGGUGUUUCAAGAGCUUUUAUGAGAGCGUUAGUUCAGCUGAUUGGUGGCUAUCGAGAUUCUUUAAAAUUUACACUAGGGGAAAAAAUCAGUUUUGAUGCAGAUGCUUUUAUACAGACUCGACCAGCCUCUGUCCAGCCAUUCUUAGAAACAAUGCUUCACUUGCAGAUAUUCCAACAAUUCAUUGAAGGUAGAUUAGACAUGCUAAAUUCUGGAACUGGUUUCAGUGAUGAAUUUGAGUUUGAAGUUAACUCUUAUGAGGUUCAUUCAAGUCACAAUUUGAAAUCUCAAUAUAAAGAAUGGGUCACAACUAUGAAGAAAGAAGGCGGUGCAUUUUUAAAAAAUGUGAAAAGUAAGACUAAUCCUGCUGUGAGAUAUGCAUAUAAAUCUGUAAAAGAUAAGGGCAAGAGAGCGUAUAAAGAUUUUCGAUCAAAAAUUCAAGAUAUACAAAAACAUCCUAGUCAACCUGAUUUGAGAUUUGAGCCAAACUUUGAGAAACCUAAAAGUGCACCUUCAAGUCCUACCAUGUUGCGCCCUAAGUUUUUUACUAAUAAGAGAAUAUCUUAUAAUUCUGACAAUAGUAAAAGCAGUACACUUGAUGGCAUCAACUUAGCUAAUUCUGUAUCUGGCACUCGCCGAUAUAAGAUGCUAACAGUUGAUGAAAUAUCUUUGCCAUCAGAAGAAUCUGGUGAUGGAGGAAGCAGUCCAAGUAUACAAAGGAUAGAUAUGGAUCUCAUGGAUGAUUUACGUGAUAUACUUUUUCGGAGAUGUUCUGUAUCCAGUGAUAAUCUCAACUCAUUUGGAUUAGAUGAUAAUAUUCAAAUUGAGACUCAAGAUGUAACUCUAGGUUUUGCCGAUUCUUUUUGUGAUUCAAAUAUGUUUAUGCCUUCUCCUAUUCCUCCUCCAAGAUCAAAACGGAACAUUAAAUCCUCUAAACCAAGUGUUGAGCCUAAGAAUGAUUUUCCUACUGAAAAUGCAUCUGUGGAAGAACCUCUUAUACAGUUAGACUCAAUUGAUGAAAUUUCUCUUUUUGACCCAUUAAAGGAGAGCAGUGUGAAAGAUACAGAUCUGCUAUCAUUCUUAGCACCUACAGCUACAAGUGAUUCUAGAGUCACAGAGCUCAAAAACACAAUACAGUCUUUAACUUCUUGUUCAGCUCAUCCAAUGAGUAAUCAGCCUGUGAAUUUCUUCCCUCCAUAUUACUCGCCAAGAGUUGUACAGCCAAAUUUAAUGAUUCCAAAACAAACAGUACCUACAAAUGUAUCCAAUCCUGUAAUUAAGGGAAAUUCCAAAAACUAUGCAUUUACCAACUUUGAAAAUGUAAAUGUACCAGAAGUAAAACCUGCGCUGCCACCCAAAACAAAACCUUCAGCUUCCACUUUCUUCAUUGGAACAGAUCAUUUAUCUGAUGUUGAGAAAGACUUGUUAGAUGAUUAUGGCUUGAGUAAGUCACCUUUAUUUCAAAGAAAUUUUGCGAGUGGUUCUCAGUCGUCGGGACGUUCAGAUUGGUUGUCUGCAGGUCAGGACAAACCAGUUUCAGCUUCUGGUACAAGUAUACAGGGGAAAGUAAGUCCUAAACCCAAACACAAGGAGAUAAAAACUCAACCAACUUGGCAAAAAUUUGUGUAAAAUGAAACAUAUAAAUUUGUUAAAUUUUGUGUAUAUAACUAAUGCAGUGCAUACAAAGAGUGUUCUUGUUUCAAAAGCUGCACUGGUUAACAAUAAGUAAAUGCUUAUAAAAGAUCAGAACAUUGACGUGUAAUUACCUUUUUUAAUAAUCAUAUCAUCUGGUCACGAAAAUGUAAACGGAGUAUUAUUAUAUUGAAUUGGUAACUGAAAUAUAAUAUGUAGUAUUCCAUUUUACUUCUUGCUAUUAAUCUGAAUGGAUUUGCUGUUUCUGAAAUACAUUUUAUUUCUUGUAAAUGAAUGAUUUGCAAGAUUUUCUAUUUCUGAAUUUUUUGACAUGUUAGGAAAAAUAUGUACCAGUUCAUUUCAAGAAAAUUAAAGACGUUAUUUUUUUCAUCAGAAGCAGUGGAAAGUACAAAUAUAUGGAUCAGUGUGCGUUUUUAUGUAUAUAUGCGUGUAAUUUCUAGUAGUGCAUAUUUGAAUGUGAAUUUCCUGAGAUAAAUUAUUUUUAAGAUCCAAUAAUUUUAUUUCUGUUGCAUGAAAUAUUUAAAUUUUGAAUUUAUUAUACUCAGUAUUUGCAGCUUAUUAUUCAUUCCAUAAAACAGUAGUUUCCUUCUAUACUAAAUGUUGUAAUUACAUUAUAGAAAACUCAUUAUGUGACAACAUAGUUUUAAUAAACAUGCUGAAAAUGCAAAACAUUUCAAUAAAAUAAUAGUAAUAUAAGUACAAAAUAGCUAGUGAAUUACGAAUGGGCUUUUUUGACUUACGAAUGGGUUACAUCCCAAGAAAUCUACUUUUCAUUUAAUAUAUAUAGCCUGCAGAGUAUCAUAAUUUAAUUAAGUUUGCCUUGAUAUGCUCAAAAGACUUAUAUUUGCCAUUUAACACAUAUAAUAUGCUUAAAUUAUGUAAUACAAAAAUUUGUAUUAUAGUAAUGCUUAUGUCGAUUCCCUCCUGUAAUUUACUGAGUAAUGUGCUGAAAUUGAAAAGUGAUGAUUAUAGUUUGCUUGCAUGUUUGUCAUUAAUAUGCAGAGCUGGAAGCAUAUCGAGCCUAAGAAAUGUUUCAAACAUGGUUUUAUGUAAACAUUUGCUAUUUUAGGAAAUGAGAUCAUCAGUUUCACUUUUAUAUUUAGAGAUUCAGAUUAGCUGAUGAAAGGCACACUGGAAUAUUGAUUUUGUUGAUGAUGAGGCAAUCAUAAAAAGAUAUCAUGUUUUAUUUCUUUGUAUCUGCUGGUUAGUGCCUUUACUCAUGUGCUUUUAUGUGUGUUAUAAUGCCUGAUAUUUCCUGCCCCCCCCAAACAGAACAAAAUGCAAAAUGCAAGGUACAGCUUAUAUAGAAAAGAUGAUUUUCACACCAUUGUGAAGCCAAAAAAUAUGUAGCUGAAAUGGCAUAAAUCAGGAAUCACAUGUAUUAAAAAAAAAUUCUGUUAUAGUCAUUCAUAUAAAAGUGAAGAAAAUCUUUUGAUUUAAUGUAAUUGUAAUAUUAAUAAUAUUAGACAUCCAUGCAGUGUAUUCUUAUGAUAAUUAUAUGAUUUUCUUUUCAUUCUGAUGUUCAGUAGAUAAUAGUUAAGUAAAAUCAGCAUCAUUAUCAAGACAUGCUAUGUCCUAUAGAUUCAGACCUGUGUCAAAACCCUUUUAUAACAUGUUUAUUAUUAAAAAUAUUUAAGUGCACAUUGUUUUUCAUAUUUUUUCAAAAAAUAUAAAACUUCUGUGGUAAAAAACAUCGAACAGUUUCAAAUAUUUAUGUAUAUUUUCUUAAAUAUUUCUUUCAAUUAAUUCACUGCUGUAAAAUAUCUUAUUACUUAGGUGUACUGGAUUACUUUAAAACAUUUGAGGUGGGGGGAUUUGCAGUUUUGUUUUGCUUUUUCAAGGUACUUUUCCUGAUUUACACAUUGCAUAUUGAUUAACAAAAGCAUAUUUGAAAUUAGGCGCUUGUAGUUUGAGUUAGAGAAUGUUCAAAUAUUUUGAAUUAUGCUCAUUAUGCUCACUGGGCAAAAGAAUUGGAACCCUGUUGUAAAUAGUAACUGCUAUUUAAUGGCUUUACUUUGAAAUGAACGACAUCAUGCUAUGGGUUUUACAAGUCUGUGUUUCUUAGCCAUUCUGCUUGUAAGAAAUCCGAGAAUUUGGUUAAAUUCCUUCAGCGUUUCCUGCCCUUCUUGAUUUACAGGGGUCUCGAUAGAUUUGGUCUCAGUAGAUUUUUCUCUCUAUUUCUUGGUUCUGAGUGGUUUCAGUAGAUUUUCUACGGGACUAAAGUUUGAGGACUUCAUUAGCCAGGGAAUAUGUUAGAGCUCCUAAGAAGGCUUGUGAAACUUGCAAAAGCUUGUGUGUAGUUAGUGAUUUGUCAAGCGCAGUGCACUUUACAUUUAUCAUUUUGAAAUUUAUCUGCAGCUGAGUUAUUAAUAAGGAGUAUUUGUUCAUCCAAAAUAUGAAUAAUGGCUCUGUGUUUAAAAUGCAUGUUAGCAGCAACAUAAUGGGCUCAGCUCAGAACAUGUGAACUAUUGACAGGACAUCAAAGAUCCAACUUGUAUUCAUAUUGUAUACAGUUUGUUAUAAAAGGCUGGAGGUUGUUACAAUGGACGUCUACAGGUCCACACAAGUCAUUUCCACUUUAUGGAAACAGUUUCGCUAAUUAAUUUUUAUAUAUAGAGGGUGUAUUUUUUGCAACGGUAUGCUUCUGCCGAUUGCCUUGAUUCUUAGCUCUGGCUCAAAUUUUCUACAAAAGUAUACCUUUUUCUUAGCACUGUUGUGUUAAUUUUAUCAUACUUUUCUUGAAUGGUUUUUCAAAGUCCUUUCAUUGUUCUUGGAAGCCGUUUUCCUAAAGCUGAUUUUAACAAACUGAAAGUGCAGAAGUCCAUAAGCAAAACGUCAGGUGAUUUUACAGGUAUUCUGUUAAUGACUACAUUUUAUUCCUAUUUCUCUUUCUUUUGCUAAAUUAGCGGCAGUUGACUUUUGACUUAAACACAUGACUAGGGGCUUUGCCUAUGAGCUCAAAUUUAUUGAUGUCUUUUCCAAAUAAGGUUGAAAUUUGCCCCUCAAAAAUUGAUUCUAAAAUAUUUUGCUGAUAAUACAGCGAAUUAAUUGCUUUUUUUUUUUUUUUUUUUUUUUAGAGUUUUUUAGCUUUAAUUCACUGUUGCAACAAAAUCCUACAACUGUCAAAGAAGUCUGUUGAGAAUAUUUGCAUACAUUGACGAAGCCAUUUCAUAUGAUCCAUCUGUUGAGCAACAGAAAACUGAUUUUUUUAAAAUUAAAACAGUCAUUUAAAUGUACUCAUGCUUCAUCAAGUGUUACUACAAAUUUCCAUUUAUCAGGAGCUACGCAUGUUUUGUAUAAUUUUCUACAAAUUGUUUUCUUUCUGUAAUAUGCUUUGCCAAAAGCAGAUGAAAUUUUUGGUUUAAGUAUCUGUUUAACAUCAAAUCUGUAUAAAUAAUUUUUCUUACAAUUCCAGAAGAUGUUCUCAGCUCUGAUGCAAUGGAUUUUUGAGUCUGUGGAUUUUUUUUUCAGGAUCAGAGACUUCACUUCUUGAUAUUUACUUGAGUUUGUACAGUCUUAGGAUGCAGUUUUGUAGCCAUUUUUUCAUUUUUAUUUUCAACUAGACAUUUUUGCCCUUUUAGAUUUCAUAUGUUAAAAAUAUCUUUCUUUGAAAUCUAAUAACUUCAAUUUUUAUACCGCUUUACAGUUUGUUGAUAUUAAUAUUUUUCCUCGAAAUUCAGAACGUGUCCAUCGAGUGCCUUUUUAGUCUUCAUGCUAUCUAUCAGUUUUAAGAGUCAUUGCUAAAAUAAAUCUCUUAUUCUGCAUUCCAAUAAAAACAAAAUAGUAACAGAUGAUUAUAUUGAAAAUGCAAAAUCUUAUCUCAAAAUGUUAUUGAGAAAAUUUAAACAGAAAAUCGUAUCCAUAAAGGGUUAAAUGACCUUCUCUAUCAGUGUGUUGCUGCUGGAUUUAGACAAUUUGUUUGACAGUCAGUGUCGGUAAGCAGUGAACUUUGUUUUUCUAUCAUAAUUGAUAUGCUAAUUUGACGUGGACUGCCUUUCUUUUCAAUUCCUAAAAACAUGUUUUGCUGUAUUGUAUAAUAUGUUUUUAGGUGUAGAAUUUAUUAAAUUUUCAUUAUUGAAUAAUCAAAGGCAGUUACUUUCCUUAUUUACACUCACUAAUCUCAUCAUACUUGUGGCUGUUUUACAGCAGAGAAAAAUAAAACUAUCGAGGAACAUAAUUAUCACAUAUACUCCAAGCCACAUACCUCGAUAGCUUUUUCUGGUCUUUUAAUUGACAAGUACAGUUAUUUCUCACUGCAACAUUAUAAGUUACAUAGAAAGGGGUAAGAGGUAUAUAUUUUUUUUUAUGUGGUAUAUGUGUAUGCCAUUUCCAGAAUUCAUCUGUCAGUAUUCAUAAUGGGACAUUGUUUAAAUUUUUUUCUCUUCAUCAUCAAUAAAUUAAUUUUUGGUUUCAUAUUUUCAACUUGUUUUAUCUAUUUAAAAAUUUUUAGUAAGCAUUUUAUGUAUAUUUAUUAAUGAGCAUUAAAAUUCUAUGUAUUUAUUAACUUGUAAAUUGCAUUCAUUUUAGUUCUGUCAUUAUCAGUGCUUUUGUACCCUGAAUAAGCUGAACAAAAAUAUCGAACAUUUAACUGUUUGAUAUUUUUUGUUGUUUUAAAUCAAAAUUAAUUAUUUUUAAAAAUCUGGUAAAAUGCCAUUAAUGUCUUACAUGUACUAAAUGUAGCACCAUAACAAUCUAAAGUAUUUUUAUUAUAAAUAUUAUUUGCAUUUUAAGUGAGUAUAAUAAUGCAACUGUGUAAAAUACUGCCUGUUUAUAAAAGUGCUGAUAUACCAUUUCAGAUACUUUAGUUUUUAGAGAUGUGUUAAUGUUAUUAAUCAGAGAGUUCUUUAUUUCAGAAACGAUAACUUACUUAUGCUUCUUUAUAUAUAUUGUAUCCCAUUUGCAAUAUAUUUAUUUGAAGUGUAAUUAUAGACAUACUAUAAUAUGUUUGGAUUCUUUUAUAUAUAUUUUUUAUAGAUUAUUCAUUGUUAAAUAUUGUAAAUAUUGAUAAUUGUUGGAUUUAUGGUGUGAAUAUUUUUUUUGCAUAUUGUAUAUUUCAUGUUAGUAAGUUUUAUAUGAAGAAAUAUUAUUUUAUAUGCAUUUAUUGAUAAUUUAAUAUAUGAAAUAAUAUUUUCAAUUUGUGCCAUUUACAAAAUUAUCAUUUCAAUUCAAUGUGAAUUUAGUAUGAUUUCGUGCAUCUUUCUUGGUUGGGUAUAAUAAAAAUGCUGUGCAAGUGUUAUAGUUUUUAUAUAAAAUAUCACUUUUAAAGUUUGUUGUAUCAAUAGUCACAGUUACAGAAACAUUUUUACUUUAGUUUUAAACUUUCUUAACCAUGUGAUAUCCAGUUUACUGUAUUUUUAAUCUUAUCACACUUGUUUAAUUCUAUCUCAAUUUUAAUUACAAUUUAUUUUUUUUUUCAAAUUCCGAUCACAUAAUGCUUGGAUUGGAAGGAAUAAUUUUAUGUUAAAAUUUUUGUUUUUCUUGUACAAAUAUUACCUUCUAGUAAUUGAUUGUUACUGAAUUUAAAAAUAUUUUCUGCAUAACUACUAUUAAAUAUAUUUACAAAGGAAAAGUUAAACCAUAUUAACUGCCAAGUCUUUUGUAAAAUAAAUUUUUCUGCGUUUAUGUGUGCCAGAAUUUAAUGAUAUAUUUUUAAGACUUAAUUUUUAAAGAAAAGCAAAACGAUUUCUCAUAGUUUAAUAACAAAGCAUUCAAACUUCUCUUACUUUUUUCUUUUCUUCUUCAUUCUGGAGAAUUUUCCCAUAGAUUCCCAACUAACCAGAGACAAACUAAUUAGGUUACAGAUUAAUUGGACUCCCAUUAAAAAAGUUUGUUUCUUCUUGAACAAUGGAAAAAUUUCUAUCACGAAUCAUCAGAGUAAAAGAAAACAGUUUAUAAAAAAUACAAAACAGAAAAGUAGAAUAUCUGGAAUAAUAGUAGUGAUAAUAGAUGAUGAUCUAAUAUUUGGGAGUUAACAAUAAAUUAAGUAUACGGCCUUAAUUUUAUAUUUAACAUUGAUUCCUACAAUACAAGAGUAAUAUAAAUAAAAACAAGCAAGAAGGUGCACCACUCUGACAAUGAAACUCUUUUCACUGCUGCUGUUCCUUUAAUUUUUGUGAAAAUAAUGCAACAUAUGCACAUGAUUUUUGCCUUUGUUUGUUUCUGUGUCGAACAUUUUUUGUGGUGAUCAGUGAUACUAUUUCAAAUAAUUUUGCUUUAUCCUUCAUUACUUUCACAAUUAUUCAGAUAGGCAAGAUAACAGUCUGCUAAACGAUAAUAUGAUGCUUCGCGAAAUAAGUUCACCCAUAUUAAAAAAGGAAAACUCUAAAACUUUAACUUCCUAUUUUAGAUGAAUUUGAACUCGAUGAUCUUAUUAAAGUUAUCUUAUAAAUAUUGUACUUCAAUGAUAUUUAUGGCUUAAUAUCUUUAUUUAUAAUCAUGAUUAUUACUCCAUUAUUUAUAGUGUGUUCUUUUCACUUUGAGUGUUGAUUUAAUUUUUGUAACUAAACUUAUUCUCCAGAUUAAACUGUUUAAAAACACUUAAGGCAGUGGUUCUCAACCUUUUGACUAACGCGUACCAUCUAAAUAAAAUUUGAAUACCUUUUAGUACCACCGCUACAAAGUACUACUGCCACCACCUUUCUUGAACAAAGCUCAGAUCACAUAAAUUUAGAGUGUUAGAGAAAAAAACUCAAUCGGGAUGUUGGGGUUUUAAUUUUUGAAUUUAAUAGUUAAAAAUACUUUGCUUUUUUUUUUGCAUACCACCUAUUUUUCUCUUGCGUACCACCGGUUGAGAAUCCCUAACUUAAGGUAACUUCAUUGCAGUAUUUUUCUAGUAGUUAUAAUAUCGGUAAAUGCCUUCAACUUGAUUUGAUUUUGCAUUAACUGUGUAACAUUCCCAGUAUUACCCUACGUAAUCGGGAGCCUAUUGUAGUUCUCCAGGAUAUGCAAGCAUUAUUUUUGCUAACAUUGUAGAUUAGUAUUUUUUAUUUAUAGCCAUGAGUAUAUCCAUGUCAGUACUUUUUAUGAAGUAUUAUUAAAUGUACACUUUCAACAGUAAUAAAAUAUAUGAACAAAAUGGUGCAAGGGAUAAAAGUUGUUUAAUAAGUUGAAUUUGUUUUGUUGUUAAUACAUCAUAUUUUCACAAUAUUAUUUAGUCUUGGUUACAUAGUAAGCUGUGGUAAAAGUAGACUAAAUUCAAAUAAUUUUAGUACAUUAUGAAUUUAAGAAAGUUUGUUUUUAUUUUGACUCAGAAAACAUUCGUAGUUUUGUCAGCAGUGUGUGGUAUUAUUGAACAAUUUAUGUUUGUCUAUGUCAAAACUAAUAUUUCUUCUUAAUUCAGUUAUAUCAAAAUAUUUUUCUCAUGGUAAAGUAAGCAGUGUGCAAUGACAAGUUAUAUUAUCUGCUAUUAUUUUUAGUUUGCUACAACAGCAGAUUUCAUGCAUUGCUGUACAGUUAUUUAGGACUUGAUUCAAAAAGUUCAAAGUAAUUUGUAGCUCAUGUGUACUAGAAAAUAUAAUUCCUUUUAGGUUAUUAAACAUAUUUAUGCAUUAGGCUUCAGAAAGUUGCUUAUCAUUUGUGCUUAAUUCUAUGUAUACAUAUGUAUAAGUAAAUUUUAGCAGAAUUUUAUGUUUUUUGGAUAAUAACUGCAUAGAUUGUUUGGAUUGUCAACAAAAUGUGUUAUUAAAAUUUUGUGUUUUUAAAAUAAUAAUUGAUAACUUUAUUGUUUGUUUCAGUCUAUGGAGCAGUUAUAAGAGGAAAUUGUGUGCCCCUUAUUAUAAUAGCUUUUAAUUAUUUAAUAUUUACAAUCAUAUAAAUCAUGGUAAUAAUAGCAAUAGUUUUCAAAUAUAUGGCAAAUUUUUCAUAAUGUAUAAUUCUUAGGUAUUUUAUUUGAAUUUGAUACCUCACUGCAAGAUCAAAUUUCAUUGCUUGCUAAUUGAGGAUAUGUAGUAAAAUAAUGGUUCACAUUUACACGGAGAAAAAACUUUGCAGCUUGAAUAAUUUAAGUACUUAAUACAGUUGUGACUUUUUCCAUGAAUGAUGUACUCAUAAGAGAGCAAACUUACAAAAGUUAAAGUGAAUCCUGCAGAAAUAAAGGGAAUAAAAACUGCCAUUGACUGCAGUAGUUAUAUAAAAUAAUUCAGGAGAUGGAGAAAACCCUUUAUAAGAAUGUUAUUUAUAUCUAUGUAUAUUAUAUGAAAUAUUAAAAUUGGUAUUUGUCAAGUGUGGUUAAGUGUUUUCUAUUUCGUUUUGUACGACUGUGUACUGAAAUUCUUUGAUGUAUUUCUUACAUUCAUUAGCUGAAAAAAAUUUAGUUUUUAAAUAUUCUUUGAAAAGUUUUGAAGUUUUAGUAGCAUUUUAAGUAUAAAAUCAAAUUCAAAAGGAGAUAUUAAUUUUUUAUGAAAAUAUUUAAAAACUUUUUUUUUUUCCUUUUUAGUUGUAUAAAAUAAUUUCCGAAACUGAGUGUUGUUUAAGAAAGUUUUGCUGAAAUCUGAGAAUGGAUUUUGCUCAAAAGUAUUCAUAUUAUAUUAAAUUUAACCAUAAUAUUUUGUGUCAAAAAUGUAGCAAAAAUAAUGAGGUAGUUGUGAUUUGGUGUUAAAACAGCUUUUAAAAAUGUUAAAAAUUAUACUUUUCAUAAUUCUGUCAAAAACAUUGGCAGAAAUCAUGUUAUGAUAUUAUGCUGUCCAUUAUACUAUUGUACAUCUAUAGCAUCCUCUCUGUGUGUUUCAAGUAUAGUAUUUUCAGACUAAACUUGUGCUUUAUAUUAUUUCCAAUCAUGCUGUAAUAUAUUAGACUGUUUGUUUUGAUAUGUGGGGUUUAAUUAUUUAAUUCAUAACCCACUGAUCUGUGCCAUGAAGAAACUAAAAUUUUUAAAAUGUUAAAUUGUAUAUAUGUUGAUGUGUACCAGAGUGCAAUUUCAAAAUGUUAAUAUUGCUGUUUGUAAAUUAUUGUCUAAGCUUUGUAAAUACUUAUUUAUUAAAUAAUAUAAUGCUCAGUCUCUUAAAA
Molecule: messenger RNA, 11754 nt
Organism: Stegodyphus dumicola
Lineage: Eukaryota; Metazoa; Arthropoda; Arachnida; Araneae; Eresidae
Product: DENN domain-containing protein 1B-like
Biological process (GO): endocytosis; endocytic recycling
Cellular component (GO): intracellular membrane-bounded organelle; cytosol
Molecular function (GO): guanyl-nucleotide exchange factor activity; phosphatidylinositol phosphate binding
Source: RefSeq, a predicted model, not a curated record